UACUCAAAGUAGCUUACGAAAAGGAGAAAAAAAAUAAAAGUCAAACCCUAGUGGUUUGGGAAGAGGUGUGGAGAGCAAAGAGCGAGGUUUGGGUUUCAGCCUACAGCGACGAAGCGAAAGAAGGAAGUGUUGAAUUAGAAAAGUAUGGGGAGUAGGCUUCCAGUUCAACACUACAGUAAUUCCUUCAUCGCCACUUCUCUUCACGAUCUCAACACCGUUGACUCUCGCCCUUCUGAAAUCGACGCCGUCGAUGCUGCUGAUGCUUUGGAUCACCACGAUCACGACCAUCCCGGUUCCGCUACUGUUGAGUGUUUGCAUGAAUCUUAUAGAGAUUCUUUGACAAUUCAUGGCGUUGGAGCGGAGGAAGAGGAGCGCUCUAGCAUAGACAAUAGCGACUCUUCUAGAGGAGCUUUCAGUAUUUUGACAAUUGAAGAUGUUUCGCCUAUUGAAUCAGCUAGGGGCAGAUUUUUGCAAAUCAUAGUGGAUAACUUCAUUAAUGACCAUGUCAUUGAAGUGGUUGAUAAUGAGUCGCCUGCCGACUAUAAUGCUCAGUCAGGACAAGACAAACUGAAUAAGAGAAAGACAAGAGAUGUACAAUAUGAAGGUGAUCCUAGGUUUGCUUUGCCCUUAAUGUAUGUUGCCAAUUUGUAUGAAACCUUAGUUAAUGAUGUAAACUUGAGGAUUGCUUCCUUGAAUGGCAUCCGCGAUAAGACCAUUGGGGUAGCCCUUGAAGCUGCUGGUGGAUUGUACAGAAGAUUGGCUAAAAAAUUUCCUAAAAAAGGUUCUUAUAUGUAUAAAAGAAGAGAACUUGCAACAUCUCUUGAAACAAGGACAAGGUUUCCAGAAUUAGUUAUACAAGAGGAAAAGAGAGUUCGUUUUGUGGUUGUUAAUGGUUUGGAUAUCAUUGAGAGACCAAAUAAUGUGCCUGUUGAGGAUGCCGAGUGGUUUAAACGACUAACGGGUCGGAAUGAGGUUGCUAUCUCCGCUCAAGACUAUAAGUUCUAUUCUCCAAGGCAUAAGUAUAGGCGCGUAUCAUCAAACACAGUGUCCAACAUCCCUUCCUUGCCUGAUUACACCGGCGCAGAUAGUUCCGCGUUGCCAAAUCCUCAAGGGUUUCACCCUGUCAAUGAAAAUCAGCAGCAGACUCCUUCAAAACAUCAUAUACCUACGAUGGCACAUCAGCCCCAUUAUCAUACUAUUCACCAGAACCAUCAUCAGCCAGUUCACCAGAACCAACAUCCUGCUCAUUUUCCCCCGAAUCAUCAAUGUGGGACACCAUCACACUUACCCGAAAUUAAUCACUCUCACCAGUCGCCGACCAUGCCUCAACAUAUAGUUUGCUUACAACCCCUAGCAGGAGGAGAUCACGUUGGAGGACGCUUGCAUGUUAUGCCUACAAAUCCACCCAAAUACUGCGAUGAAUGCGGGGCGCUAUACCUGAGGGAAACAUCCAAGUUCUGCUCGGAAUGUGGUAUAAAGAGGAUAGGGAUAUGAUGCAGUUCAAUGUGCACCCAAAGUCAACAGUGAUGUUAUAUACAUUGCUUGAUGUUGGUUUUUGGUUGUUUCCAAAUAAUCAUCAUCGAGUCAUGAAGUUCGAAUAGUUUGUUCCUGAAAAGAUACCCUCACAUAGCUAGAACUCGAAACUCUCGACUUGGAAAAAGACAUUUUUAGACCUCCAUUGUAUGAAAAAGAAUGUAUGAAGUAGUUUAGUCCGAAAAAGGAAGCUCAGGACAAUAU
Molecule: messenger RNA, 1737 nt
Organism: Hibiscus syriacus
Lineage: Eukaryota; Viridiplantae; Streptophyta; Magnoliopsida; Malvales; Malvaceae
Exons: 9
Coding region: 145-1494 (449 amino acids)
Source: RefSeq, a predicted model, not a curated record